Messenger RNA from Prosopis cineraria, 898 nucleotides. RefSeq lists its product as uncharacterized. The coding region runs from base 86 to 676 and encodes 196 amino acids. The record is from RefSeq and is a predicted model, not a curated record. NCBI's taxonomy places the organism in Eukaryota, Viridiplantae, Streptophyta, Magnoliopsida, Fabales, Fabaceae. The transcript has 2 exons.
GAGCGUAUGUUCUCACAAAAGUGGAAACUGAUAAAGGGAAAAAGAAAAGCCUAAUAGAACAAGAAGAAGAAGAAGAAGCUGCGUGAUGCAAAGAUCGCAAAUGGUUCAGACUCCCAUGACCGGAGCUCCCAAGUUGCGACCCAGAUCUGGUCGAACGCCGCUUCAGCCCAAGAAUUCUCCCGCCAAACUCAUCCUCGAUCCUGUCACACCCCCCAAAUCCAAGCAAAAACCGAUCGAAAUCUCUGUGAUGAAGUGUGAUUCCAAUAAAGAGAAUCUUGAUCCCAUGAAGCUGGAGCCGCUGGAUGCGUCGCUUGCUGAGGAACUCAGUGCAAUCAAGAAGAAGCUCGAAAGGCUAAGAUCCGACAAAGAGAGCACCGAGAGAAUGUUGAAUGAGAGGGGUUCAGUGUUAGAUGGUUACCUGAAGGAGAUGGAACUGAGAGGGCAGUUUCAGAAGUGCCUUGAGAUGGAGGUUGAUCGAUUGUUCCGAUUGAAGGAGCUUAAGUCUCGCUGUAUGAGGGUUUCUCCAAUUAAAUCUUUGAGAGAUAAGGAACAAGAAAAGACGAUUAACGACUCGCCGUCGGAGGUAAAGAUUGAGGAUAUGGUAGAGUCAGGGGAGGAAUCUGAGUUGCAAAGUCCAGGAUCAUCAUCGUCCCGAGUUGAUAUGCAAAAAAUCUGAUCAUGAUUCGGGCACUUCCAUGAAUGAGUUUCAAGGUUAAAACAAUGUGUGGGGAAGUCUCGAUUCAAUACAUAAUGCCUCGUUAUGAAUGAGUAUACAUUUUCUACUCCCAUCUCUAAUUUUCAAUUAAUUGUACUGCCAGCAAGAGAUGGAAGAAGGAGGGGGGAUGGGAGUGAUAUUUUACCACAUCAUUAUUAUAUAAAGGAUAUGGCUUUUCUAUUA